Messenger RNA from Phytophthora infestans T30-4, 1665 nucleotides. RefSeq lists its product as uncharacterized. Gene Ontology annotation, biological process: L-valine biosynthetic process. Lineage: Eukaryota; Oomycota; Peronosporomycetes; Peronosporales; Peronosporaceae. The transcript is spliced from 4 exons. The record is from RefSeq and is a predicted model, not a curated record. Gene Ontology annotation, cellular component: cytosol. Gene Ontology annotation, molecular function: acetolactate synthase activity; ATP binding; acetolactate synthase regulator activity. Bases 1 to 1665 code for a protein of 554 amino acids.
AUGCUACGGCUGGUGGUACGGGCGCGGCUCGCGCCCUCCGUCAGCGCCUUCGCGCACGAUAUAGUUCUACAACGGAUCAUCUCGGCUCUGGUGGUCAACCGUCCAGGUACGCUGGCGCAGAUCGCAGAUGUGUUCGGCUACGCGGACCAGAAUAUCACGGGCCUUUGUCUCCCGGCGCUUAAGAAACGGCUGCGUGCGCUCGUGGCCGUCACUUUCUUUCACCUCACGACUGUCAGUUUCUGCGUGUCCAACGAGCAACUGCUGCUUCGCUCUCAGUUGUUGUUGCAAAUCCGACGAGACCCGCGUCACCAGCGGCAAUUGCUGCGGAUAUUACACGAGUUCGGCGCUGAGCUGAUCGUUCCACACGAUGAACAGGACGCCGAAAGUGACGAUCCACUAGUAGCACUGGACGACGAAGAAGACUUCGACGAAGACGGAGUCCCGUUCUCCCGUAGUAGCGCGGCCUCUACGUCUCAAUUCUUGACCUUGGCUGACGAGCCAGAUAAACUGAUCAAGUUCAUGGGUGCGCUCACAGAGGAAGGCUUCAAAAUCCUCGAGACGCAGACGUGUGGACCAGUAUUUCUCGAUACCUCCCACUCGACAUUAGACCCGGAGAGCGCCUACUCGUUCCGACGAGAAGUUGCAUCUGAAGUGGAGAAUUUGCUCGUAGUACCGACAGAUAACGAGGCGACCACUGCUAACCCUGCGAAGACAGUCAGUGAGAUCCAAGGUGGCAGUGCUCAUGUGAGUGAUGGAACAGCGUCUGCGCUUCGACAAUUGAACAAAAAUGCCGCCCCAACAGCGAUAAACUCCGAGCCAGACCCACUGGAUGCCGAUGUUAUGACUCCUUUACCGCCAACAUCCACUUUCCAGCUGCAUACAAACGACCAGGGAUAUUUCUCUCCGAAUCGACUUCGGUUGCAUGCUCGUAUCGCCCAGCAGCUCUACUCUUCUGCGCCCCAGGACUUGAGCAUUCCCAAGUUUGUGCUUCUACUAGGUAUCCCCGGCUCAGGAAAGUCUACAAUGUUGAGCCAUCUCGACCUCAUGGGACAGCUCACACUGCAGGAUUUUGUAAACUUUGACGUGGACGAUGUCAUUGCACUUCUACCUGAGUUCUACCACGCUAUGCUCAAUGUGGGGCUGGGCAAUGAGCCUGAAAGUCGCAGUGUGACAGAUCCUGAAGCUGCUGAGGUGCUUUCGAAGCCUCACGCGAAGCUCUUGCCAGGUCCACAGACACGGUAUCAACUUUGUCGAGACGAGGCACGCUUCAUUCUCAAGAAAAACCUUCACAGCGCCAUUAUGUCGCGUAAGAAUAUAAUUCUUCACGGCAGCGGGAAGAGCUUCACCAGUUACGCCCAAACGGUUGACCAAGUCAAGGCUGCCGGUUUUGAUGUUCAGGUGAUCUGUCUGGACAUCCCAUUAACGGAGGCUUACAAGCGGGUGAAUAAGCGUAGCCGUGGCUAUGGGCGUGACGUACCUCGAGCAGUUAUCGACACGGCUUCAUCGCUGAUCACGCGCAAUUUCCGUCGUCUAGCGAGUCGUGUGCCUAACGCACAUCUUUUUGACAGCACAGCUCUUCCCCCGCGGUUGGUUUGGAGCAAACAACGCUCGGAGAUCGCGACAAAUCAUCCAGAUGACGUUGUGCAGCGCAAGUAUGGUAUUUAA